UCCGGGCACAAAGCGUCACUGUGAUUAACUCGUAUAUUCGCGAACACACAUAGAUACAUUUGUAUAUGUCGAUUUAUUUGUGUAUUACUAAUUACUAAGCAAUUUGCAAAGAGGAAUCACCAUGAAGAACAUGUGGAUAAUAUUUCUGAUUGUAGGGCUAAUCGUGCUCUGCCUUCUAGUUCUAUUGUUUAUGGCAGCUCGUUAUCAGCGUGACUAUUGGCGUUACCUGGGAAUACCGCACGAGAGACCCAAAAAGCUUUGGCCCAUCAUUAAGCAGUUGGUCACACAGACCCUCAGUACCGAUGCCAUGAAGUCGGCCCAUUACACGGCCAUUUAUAACAAGUUCAAAGGCAGCGGACCCUUCUGCGGCUUCUAUGCCUUGUUACAGCCGCGUGCUCUCAUUCUCGAUCGUGAGCUGAUUCGGCAGAUAAUGGUUAAGAAUUUCUCGAAUUUCAAUGAUCGUGGGAUUUACUGUAACCAGAAAUCGGAUCCGCUGUCGGGCGAUUUGUAUGGACUGCGAGGGAAUUGUUGGAAGGAGAUGCGACAGAAACUGGAUCCCAGCUUUGAGCAAGAUCGCAUGGCCUGGCUAUAUGGCAGCCUAUACGAAGAGGCCGAGCAGCUGCUACUGGUGGUCAGCACCACGUUAAUGAAGCAACAACACUCCACGCUCCACAUACAGCAGCUAAUGCGACGUUAUGUGAUCUCUGCUCUGGCCAGUUGCGUAUUUGGCCUGAACGCCGAGCAGCGUAAGAAAUAUCCCCUGGAACAGUUUGAGGAGAUGACGGAACUGGUGUUGAGCAAACGAAAGCAUGGUUACCUUAUGAAUCUGAUAAUGAUACGAUUUCCCAACUUCUGCCGCAGGCUGAGAUUACGUCUGACGCCCAAAGAAGCGGAAACUUACUUUCUCACACUACUUGACGACAUUGUGGCCCAGAGAGAAGCCUCUGGAGUGCGUCAUCAGGACUAUCUGCAGUUGCUACUGGACAUCAAAGCGCUGGAGUUGACCACGCACGAGUACGAGGCGGACAAGGAGCUAAAUGCUCAUCUGCAGCACGAACUGGCCGCCCAUGCCUUUGUCUUUCUCAAGGCGGGCUACGAGCAGACAGCCAACACCUUGUCCUAUGUGCUGUACGAAUUGGCCCUCAACGUUGAGGUUCAGUCUCAGGUGAGAGAGGAACUCAAGCAGGCGAUGGAGAAGCAUCAGAACAAUCUUAACUACCAGUGCAUCCAAUCUCUAACACUUAUGGGUCAUGUCAUACUGGAAACCCUGCGUAUGCAUCCCAUUACACCCUACAUUAUGAGACGGGUACUUGAGAACUAUGCUGUGCCGGAUCAUCUGAAGUAUACGCUGUUCAAGGAACUCUUUUUAAUCAUACCCACACAUGCCAUACACAAUGAUCCAGAGUAUUAUCCAGAGCCAGAGCGAUUUAAACCUGAACGUUGGGGCAAUCCCAGAGAUUCAUUGAAGGAACAGAGCACAUGGUUUGGCUUUGGUGCCGGCGUUCGGAAUUGCAUUGGAAUGCAAUUUGCUCAGCUUCAAUUGCGACUGGCACUUGCGCUGCUCAUACUCGAGUUCGAGUUUACCUUGAACUCCAAGCGACCUUUGGUCAGCAUUGAUGAUGGCAUUGCAUUGCAGUUGACGCCUCUGGGCGUGGUCGAGCCCGGAAUGGAGGAGCGUGCUGUCUAACCAAGUGCAUAGCUAAACAUAGCUAACAUUUUAUUAUAAUUUAUAAUAGUUUCAAAUUACGAUUAAUGAAUUUAAGAUCUAAACAAAGGGAAUUGAAUAUUAAAAAUUUAUAAAAGUGAUCAAAUUGAAUUAAAAGUGUAUACAAAUUUAAAAACUUAAAUAGUUUUAAGCCUAUUAAAACCCAUUGGCAUCAAACAAAAA
This is a messenger RNA of Drosophila innubila, 1888 nucleotides long. RefSeq names its product probable cytochrome P450 317a1 (gene Cyp317a1). Gene Ontology annotation, molecular function: heme binding; oxidoreductase activity, acting on paired donors, with incorporation or reduction of molecular oxygen; iron ion binding. The record is from RefSeq and is a predicted model, not a curated record. Lineage: Eukaryota; Metazoa; Arthropoda; Insecta; Diptera; Drosophilidae. The transcript has a single exon. The coding region runs from base 122 to 1687 and encodes 521 amino acids.